AUGAGGGGUCUCUUAGUGGCUUCGGCCCUUUUGGCAUCAUGUGUCUCCGGACAUAUGCAAAUGUCGAAGCCGUAUCCCAUUCGGAGCCCGCUGAACCCGGACGCGGAUGACAAGGAUUACUCCUACACGAACCCCCUGUCAACAGAUGGAUCUGAUUACCCGUGCAAGGGAUAUGCCAAUGAUCCCUUUGAGUCUGUUGCUGACUAUACGGCUGGUCAAACAUACGAACUUGAACUACAGGGCAGCGCGACGCACGGCGGAGGUUCCUGCCAAAUUGCUCUCUCUUAUGACAAGGGCAAGACCUUCAAAGUCAUCCAUUCAAUGCUCGGAGGGUGCCCUCUCACCUCCAAGUAUGAGUUCCAAAUUCCCUCGGACGCCCCGUCUGGCGAGGCCCUCCUGGCCUGGUCAUGGUUCAACAAGAUCGGAAACCGCGAGAUGUACAUGAACUGUGCUAUGGUCACCGUCAAGGGUGGUUCUCAGGCCCGUCAGCACGCUCGCGACCUGUCUCCUGCCUUCUCCCGCCGGGCUGGCGGCUUUGACAGCCUUCCACCCUUGUUCGAGGCCAACAUCAACGGACCCGGCAAGUGUAAGACAGUGGAAGGCCAGGAAGUUAACUUUCCUCUCCCCGGACCUUCCGUCGAGGGCUCCUUGAGUGGCAAGGGAUACCAGUGCGAGAGCGAUGCGCCUUUCCUGGACAGUGACUCGAGCAGCAACAGUCCCAAGGCCUCUUCGUCCGAUCAAGCCGUUGCCUCCACUGCUACAUCUUCAAGUGCCCA
Messenger RNA from Aspergillus lentulus, 776 nucleotides. The record is from RefSeq and is a predicted model, not a curated record. Lineage: Eukaryota; Fungi; Ascomycota; Eurotiomycetes; Eurotiales; Aspergillaceae.